Trifolium pratense (red clover) is the source of this 564-nucleotide messenger RNA. RefSeq names its product AT-hook motif nuclear-localized protein 29-like. The record is from RefSeq and is a predicted model, not a curated record. The transcript has a single exon. Bases 1 to 564 code for a protein of 187 amino acids. Gene Ontology annotation, molecular function: minor groove of adenine-thymine-rich DNA binding; DNA-binding transcription factor activity. Gene Ontology annotation, cellular component: nucleus. Gene Ontology annotation, biological process: vegetative to reproductive phase transition of meristem. NCBI's taxonomy places the organism in Eukaryota, Viridiplantae, Streptophyta, Magnoliopsida, Fabales, Fabaceae.
AUGAGUAUGAAAAAACAGAGUUUGUUUGAUCAUAAUGCUGGGAGAAGCCAAGAGCUUCAAUGUGGUUCUAAGAACAACCCAAAAAUGUGUGCCAUAGUAAGAAAAUACAUCCCUAAUCCAGACAGAUCUCAUGUUCUUGAGAUCACUACUGGAUUUGAUGUAUCGAAAAGUCUAUUUGAUUACAUUUACCGUAAAGGGAGGGGCAUCACCAUCCUCAGUGGAAAUGGAGAGGUGGCUAAUGUCACCCUUCGUCUACCCACAGGAAGAAUUGAAACCUUUAUGGGAAGGUUCAAUAUUCUUUCAAUAUCUGGGACAAUUUACCCACCGAUGACACCAGUAAGUGCGAGAGGAUUAGAAGUUGUCUUAGUAAGCACUACAGGAGAAAUGAUUGGGGGUAGUGUUAUGCCCCCUCUAGUGGCUUCAGGUCCAGUGGUGUUGGUGGUCCUUUCCUUUGCAAAUAGUGCAGAUGGACAGGUGGAAGGUGAUGCUGACUUGUUCAAUGUUGGAGGAUCAACACCUGGAAUGAGUAGCGUCAUCAAAUGUCCCUUAUUCUCCCGUCUCUAG